UAAAUGUGUUUAAUACACGAAUAACUAUGAAACUGCCUAAUUCCACCACAACAAAGUUCCGGUCGAGUGCAAGUUCUUACGAUUGACCGCAAACUACAACCCACCUACCCCACCGUUCUCCAAGUUCUGCAAUGUGAAAAUAAACGUAAAGUAGGGAUUAGAAAGGAAAAUGUGCGAAAAAUCAUACGAUCGGCUGCGCAUUAUCAGUAUAGCCAACAUGAUUAGUACAAAUCAUCAGGCUAGCCAAUGUAUCAUUCAAUGUGGCAAACCCGUGAUAGAUAAUGCUGCAAUGACACACUUGCCUGCUUGUAGUAUUAACAUUCAAGAAAAUGAUCCAGAGUGUGACAAGAAAGGCUGUGGUUGCACACAAAAGACGAACUCACGUUUCUUCUCACAGGAUAGUGCAGUGUAUGACUGGAGAGAAUUUGUUUGUGGUUGGGGAGCAGCUUUUAUUAAUAUUUCAAUCACUUUCCCAAUCAACAAGCUAAUAUUCCGACAGAUGCUGCAUGGAAUCGGUGUUGGUAAUGCUGCUGGCCAACUAUCGAGUGAAGGUUUCCAUUAUCUGUAUCGUGGGAUUCUGCCUCCAUUGUGUCAGAAAACAGUUUCAUUGUCUAUUAUGUUCGGUGUAUAUGAGGAAUGCAGGAGACCACUAGAAAAUGCAGAUGUACAUCAUUACUUGUCCAAAGUCAUUGCAUCAAUGGUUGCUGGUACUGUCGAAGCUACAUUAAUGCCAUUUGAGCGAGUGCAGACGUUGCUUCAACACCAGCAUUAUCACACACAUUUCCGUAAUACAUUUCAUGCUCUGAAGGAAAUAGGUGUUAAUUAUGGGUUUAAGGAAUAUUACCGUGGACUGACACCUAUUCUUUUACGAAAUGGACCUUCAAAUGUUUUUUUCUUUUUCCUACGAGAUGAAGCAAAUUAUUAUCUUCCACAACAUGAUUCAUGGUGGGGACAGGCAUCACAGCAGUUUCUAAGUGGUGCUUUAAUUGGAGCUUUCAUAAGUACAGUAUUUUAUCCUCUAAAUGUUGUCAAGGUACAUUUGCAAAGCACCCUUGGUGGGAAAUUUCAGAAUUUCACGUCGGUGUUGGUUGAUCUGUACAAAGCAAGAGGUUUCAGGAAUAUGUACAGAGGUGUACAUAUGAAUUACACAAGAUCGUUUAUAAGUUGGGGUGUUAUAAAUGCAGCUUACGAAUUCCUCAAGAAAUAUGUGUUUUAAUUCACAAUGCCAUGU
Messenger RNA from Cryptotermes secundus, 1231 nucleotides. RefSeq names its product solute carrier family 25 member 51. The coding region runs from base 170 to 1216 and encodes 348 amino acids. The transcript is spliced from 3 exons. The record is from RefSeq and is a predicted model, not a curated record. Lineage: Eukaryota; Metazoa; Arthropoda; Insecta; Blattodea; Kalotermitidae.